This is a messenger RNA of Gastrolobium bilobum, 1428 nucleotides long. RefSeq names its product pentatricopeptide repeat-containing protein At2g36730-like. Gene Ontology annotation, biological process: RNA modification. The record is from RefSeq and is a predicted model, not a curated record. Gene Ontology annotation, molecular function: RNA binding; protein binding. The transcript is spliced from 2 exons. Lineage: Eukaryota; Viridiplantae; Streptophyta; Magnoliopsida; Fabales; Fabaceae. The coding region runs from base 1 to 1428 and encodes 475 amino acids.
AUGUGCUCUUUACUUUGUUCUCUCUCUCCCUUCAAGAACCUGAACCAUGCCCGAAAACUCGUUCACCGCUUCGCCAACCCAUCACCGAUUUCGUGGAUCAAGGGUUACGCCACAAGCUCAUAUCCUCCGUCUAUAGAUAUUAUAUAUGAGAUGGUGCGAGAAGAAUUUAACCAGGAAUUAGAAGAACGAUUAACGAUUCCCCUCUAUAGGGAUUUGUUGCCAGGGACGUUGCCUGGAGAUAUUAAUGAUUUUCGCCUGACUACUGUUUAUCAUUUGCCAGAUGGAUUGAAAAUGCUUACUGCACUUGGUCAUGGAAAGCAGGUGAAUCCGGAUGCUUCUGAGGUCUACGUUGGUAGGGAUCUGAUCAACCUUUAUCGCAGGGAGAUCAACUAUAAUGCCCGUUACAACAGAAUUUUUUAUUCGAAUAAAAUGUUUGGUGAAGAGCUUGAUAGAACAUUUGUUUCUUUGAACUCGCUUAUUAUUGCUUGUGUUGAGAAUCUUUGGUUACGUGACGCAACUAGGUAUUUUAGGAAUUCUGAGCUUGGGCCGUACGAGGCUACCAUGGUGGUGUUGCUGUCUAUUUGUGCUGAAUUUGGGUACCUGAGCCUGGGGAAGUUGGUUCAUUCCCAAUUGGUCUUGAGAGGGAUGAUUCUGAGUAGUCGAUUGGGUAAUGCUCUCAUUAACAUGUAUGCCAAGUCUGGAUCUAUGGGUUAUGCCAGGCUUGUUUUCAAGAAAAUGGAAAAGAGAAACACAGAUUCGGGGACAUAUAGUGCAAUGAUAUUGGGGUUAGCACAGCAUGGGUUCGCUGAGGAAGCCCUUCUAUUUACCAUGAUGAGGAACAAUGAUAACAUUGUCUCAAAUUAUCAAUCCGAUCUUGGGGUUCUACGCGCCUUCAGCCAGGCUGGGAUGGUAGAAGAGGGUUGCCGAUAUUUUCAUGAUAUGAAAUGUGAAGGCUGGACCAGAAAACCCGUGAUGAUUCAUUAUGAAGCCAUGGUUGAUAUCUUGGGCUGUGCUGACCUUCUUAGAGAAGCUUAUGACUUUAUACUGAGCAUGCCUAUUGAACCUGACCCAAUUGUUUGGAGAACGUUGCUUAAUGCAUGCACUGUUCAUGAUGUUCAUGACUAUACAGGGAUAGGCGAUAAAGUGAGGAAGUGGUUAAUGGAAAUGGAGCCAAGGAGGGGAGAGAAUUCAUUUGUUCUUGUUAACAUGCAUGCUGAAGUAGGGAUGUGGGAGAAAGCGUCAAAUACGAGGGUGGUCAGAAGAGAUGGAGGGAUGAAGAAGAUGGCUGGAGAAAGUUGUGUUGAUUUAGGUGGACCCAUGUAUUGGUUCUUCGAUGGGUAUGAUUCUCACCCAAACUUGAUCCUUGUUUAUCAUUUGCUAGAUGGAUUGAACCCGGUGCUGAUUUUGAGACAUGAACGGGAUGAAUAA